Molecule: messenger RNA, 216 nt
Organism: Penicillium argentinense
Lineage: Eukaryota; Fungi; Ascomycota; Eurotiomycetes; Eurotiales; Aspergillaceae
Gene: grg1
Product: putative glucose repressible protein Grg1
Exons: 3
Coding region: 1-216 (71 amino acids)
Source: RefSeq, a predicted model, not a curated record
AUGGAGACCGCCAAGAACGCCGUCAACUACGUCGCCGAGACCGUCCAGGGUACUGGUGCCCAGGCUUCCAAGGAGGCCAACAAGGAGGUUGCCAAGGACAGCAAUGCCAACGUUACCACCCGCGCCAGCGCUGCCAAGGAUGCCCUUGGGGACAAGAAGGACCAAUUCACCCACGACACCAAAGCCGAUGUCCACAAGGAGGCCGCUCAGAAGUAA